Molecule: messenger RNA, 1923 nt
Organism: Aspergillus mulundensis
Lineage: Eukaryota; Fungi; Ascomycota; Eurotiomycetes; Eurotiales; Aspergillaceae
Exons: 2
Coding region: 1-1923 (640 amino acids)
Source: RefSeq, a predicted model, not a curated record
AUGCCGCCGCCCGCAGUGGAAAAUAUUUUUAGGAACUAUAAAUACGCGCCAGUCACCAAGUUUCCCAUCACCAGCGCGUUGCAUAAGGGUCUUCCAAGGACCGGCGUACACCGCACCAAACCCAACAUUGUAGGCCCAGAGCUGUGUGACGAUAUCUUGAAGCGCCUCUCGCCGUACCUCUCGCGAAAUACUCCGGUUGAUGUCCUUGAUCUAUGGCCCGGUCCCGGUGUCCUCUCGUCCAAAGUAAACGACUUUCUGAAACCGCGCAGGCAUGUCCUCAUUGAGCCGGAUCUGAAGUAUUUCAGACCACACAUUGAAUCUUGGUCGAAAGGCCGCUCGGGCUGCGAAGUAGUCCAAACGCAACUGUACGGGUUGUGGGAUUGGCAAGAACUGCUUUCCAAAUACUUGCCGGAACAAGGCAUUCAAAACAGUGAUAACAGCGGGACUUUAGCUAGGAAUGAUACUUUGCUGGUCCUGGCAAAUCCCCCCGGCCCGCGUUCACAUAAAGAUCACUUUAGUGGCUCGCGGUGGAUACAGGUGUUUAUGGACGAAUGUCUGCAGCAGAGCGGUCUGAGUGCAUAUGGAGCUGUACGGCUGCUUGUCGCGAUGUCCUCGUCGGACGUAUAUUCUGUUUUACCGCGUGCAAUCGCCCAGCGUGCCCGCCCAUCACUCUUAACUGAACAGGUCGCGCUUCAUGCCUUCGAGGUAGCCUCAACGGUUGACGAGAAAAUAGGAACUUGGGCUUAUCAUAAGGAUUGGGAGAUGAUAACUGGGGGUGAGCAGCGUGUCCAGGAGAGAGCUUCCAAGAAUAAUGUUGUCGUGCCUGAGGGUCGUGCAUUCCCACCCAUUGAACCAGCACCCGAAUGUCCCAACCUCCCUACCAGUGCGCUUUCUUCCGAUGGUCGCAGCAAACGCAACAUUGUGCAUCCUUACCAGCCUCGCCCCAGGACCCUCCAGCAUGAUAAAUACUUCACAGCUUUUGAAGAGCUCAACAAGAUUAGUCCAGACUCACCAAAACAUAAAGAGGCUGUGAAAGGGCUCAGGAAAAUAAUUAGUUUGAUGAUUUCAGAGAACAAUCAGGCUUACACUCGCGUGCAGCUCGCGGACAUUCAGAACAAAAUUGACAACCUCAACAAAAAUAUUUCACGGUAUGCGGCAAGCCCACAAUCCCAGAGAUCAUUAAAAGGCGUCCCCGACCAAGUUGAAAGCCUCAAAGCGUCUUAUGAGGAGAUACACUCCGCUAUUCACUUCGAUACAAUCCGCACCUUGCCCCUAUUAAGAGACAACAGGCGGAGCGCCUACCACAGCCAUAACUUCGACGAAGCCGUCCUUCUUUACGACCGCCGGCCUUUCGAGCCUCUUCUCAUUGAUUCGAACGAAUUGUAUCCCCGCGGUAUUUACAGGACGUUGAUGUACUUCGAAGCAAACCCAAACCCCCCAGCAAAGCGGUACCUGCAACAACUCGACGAGAGCCAGAGAGAGCUGGCCACGCGCUUCUUCUCAGCGAUUUCCUAUUGCCUCGGAGUCAACGGCGCAUUGACCAUCUCAAAUUUAAUGGAGAAGGUGCUUCCCGCACACACCGCAAACGAUUUGGUCAGGGCCGUCCCGACCCUUGCCAUCCACGCUUCAAGACGUCCCAAACCCAACUUUGAAGAAUGCCCCAAAACCGUGCACUACGACGAACUUGGCACCAUGCCAAGAGAACCUGUCUAUGGGUUCCAGGAAAACCUCGACUAUGACCUUAGCGACGUCUCUAUCCGUGUCCUCUCGUCGGAGACCAUCUGGUCCCUUGCUGUCGAAUACGCCAGAGAAGGCAUUCACGUGGACGUCGUCCAACUAACGCGGAUGCUGGGAGGUACGACUACCAGCGCGCUAAGUCGAGAUUACCGUGGGGAAUCUGGGGAUGCAAAAAAUAAGAAGUGA